This is a messenger RNA of Pelecanus crispus (Dalmatian pelican), 1257 nucleotides long. The record is from RefSeq and is a predicted model, not a curated record. Lineage: Eukaryota; Metazoa; Chordata; Aves; Pelecaniformes; Pelecanidae.
UCAGGGCUUUGCACAGUAUUCUGUACUCUUUUAUGGUUAUUACAAUAACCAGAGGACAAUUGGAUGGCUCAAGUUCAGGAUGCCUCUUUCGUAUUUCCUUGUUGGAGUUGGGACUAUUGGCUACAGCUUCAUGAUUGUCAUUCGAACAAUGGCAAAGAAUGCAAAUGAAGAAGGUGGUGGGGAUGAUACUAGUUUUAAUUUCAGCUGGAAAAUGUUUACAAGCUGGGACUACCUGAUUGGCAAUCCUGAGACAGCCGAUAAUAAGUUUGCCUCCAUCACAACAAGCUUUAAGGAAGCUAUCGUGGAGGAGCAGGAGAGCCGAAAAGAGGAAAAUAUUCACUUGACUAGAUUCCUGAGGGUUCUUGCUAACUUCUUAGCCCUAUGCACGCUUGCUGGGAGUGGCUACCUCAUCUUUUUUGUUGUCAGAAGAUCCCAGAAAUUUGCCCUGGAAGGUCUGGAGAACUACGGGUGGUGGGAAAGAAAUGAAGUGAACAUGGUUAUGUCACUUUUAGGAAUGUUCUGCCCAACUUUAUUUGAUGUAAUCAGUUCUCUGGAAAACUACCAUCCUCGAAUAGCUCUAAGAUGGCAGCUGGGACGAAUCUUUGCUCUUUUUCUUGGCAAUCUCUACACUUUCAUUAUCGCCUUAAUGGAUGAAAUCAAUCUCAAGUUGGAAGAAGAAAAGAUAGUCAAGUAUAACAUGUCAAUAUGGGAAGCCAGUCUGUACAAUGGUACUAUUCCAGAAAAUUCGACUGCUCCUCCAAUACAGGUGGACCCUGCAGAAGUCCCCAGAGGGCCGUGCUGGGAAACCAUGGUAGGACAGGAAUUUGUGCGGCUGACAGUCUCUGACACGAUGACAACAUACAUCACAAUUCUAAUUGGCGAUUUCUUGAGAGCCGUCUUCGUUAGGUUUUUCAAUUACUGCUGGUGCUGGGACUUGGAGUAUGGAUUUCCAUCGUAUUCUGAGUUCGAUAUAAGUGGAAAUGUGCUGGGACUGAUCUUUAACCAAGGCAUGAUCUGGAUGGGAUCUUUUUAUGCUCCAUGUCUCCCAGCGAUCAAUGUGUUCCGCCUCCACACUUCAAUGUACCUGCAGUGCUGGGCAGUGAUGUGCUGCAAUGUCCCCCAAGAGAGGGUCUUCAAGGCUUCUAGAUCCAAUAACUUCUACAUGGCCAUGCUGCUUUUCAUCCUCUUUCUCUCCACACUGCCUGCAGUGUACACCAUUGUCUCCAUCCCACCAUCUUUUGACUGUGGUCCUUUCAG